Neomonachus schauinslandi (Hawaiian monk seal) is the source of this 3911-nucleotide messenger RNA. RefSeq names its product zinc finger protein 436 (gene ZNF436). Gene Ontology annotation, molecular function: RNA polymerase II cis-regulatory region sequence-specific DNA binding; DNA-binding transcription factor activity, RNA polymerase II-specific. Gene Ontology annotation, cellular component: nucleus. The record is from RefSeq and is a predicted model, not a curated record. NCBI's taxonomy places the organism in Eukaryota, Metazoa, Chordata, Mammalia, Carnivora, Phocidae. Bases 1 to 1413 code for a protein of 470 amino acids. The transcript is spliced from 3 exons. Gene Ontology annotation, biological process: regulation of transcription by RNA polymerase II; central nervous system development.
AUGGCAGCCACCCUGCUCAUGGCUGGGUCCCAGGCACCUGUGACAUUUGAAGAUAUGGCCAUGUACCUCACUCGGGAAGAAUGGAGACCUCUGGACCCUACACAAAGGGACCUUUACAGGGAUGUUAUGCAGGAGAAUUACGGAAACGUUGUCUCAUUAGAUUUUGAGAUUAGGAGUGAGAACGAGGUGAAUCCAAAGCAAGAGAUUAGCGAAGAUGUAGAAUUUGGGACUGCCUCUGAAAGACCUGUUGAGAAUACUGAGGAAAAUCCUGAAAAUGAAGAGGCCUUUGAAAGCGGGGAUAGACCAGAAAGACAGUGGGGAGAUUUAACAGCAGAAGAAUGGGUAAGCUAUCCUCUUCAACAAGUCACUGAUCUGCUUGUUCACAAGGAAGUCCACACAGGCAUCCGAUACCAUAUAUGCUCUCAUUGUGGAAAGGCCUUCAGUCAGAUCUCAGACCUUAAUCGACAUCAGAAAACCCACACUGGAGACAGACCCUAUAAGUGUUAUGAAUGUGGAAAGGGCUUCAGUCGAAGCUCACACCUUAUUCAGCAUCAAAGAACACACACUGGGGAAAGGCCCUAUGACUGUAAUGAGUGCGGGAAAAGUUUUGGAAGAAGCUCUCACCUCAUUCAGCACCAGACAAUCCACACUGGAGAAAAGCCUCACAAAUGUAACGAGUGUGGGAAAAGUUUCUGCCGGCUGUCUCACCUAAUCCAGCACCAAAGGACACACAGUGGAGAAAAGCCCUAUGAGUGUGAGGAGUGUGGGAAAAGCUUCAGCCGGAGCUCUCACCUAGCUCAGCACCAGAGGACCCACACAGGUGAGAAGCCUUAUGAGUGUAAUGAAUGUGGACGAGGCUUCAGUGAGAGAUCUGAUCUCAUCAAACACUAUCGAGUCCAUACGGGGGAGAGGCCCUACAAGUGUGAUGAGUGUGGGAAGAAUUUCAGUCAGAAUUCUGACCUAGUGCGCCAUCGCAGAGCCCACACAGGAGAAAAGCCGUACCACUGUAAUGAAUGUGGGGAGAAUUUCAGCCGCAUCUCGCAUUUGGUUCAGCACCAGAGAACCCACACCGGGGAAAAGCCAUACGAAUGUAAUGCUUGUGGGAAAAGCUUCAGCCGGAGCUCUCAUCUCAUCACACACCAGAAAAUUCACACUGGAGAGAAGCCCUAUGAGUGCAACGAGUGUUGGCGAAGCUUUGGUGAAAGGUCAGAUCUAAUUAAACACCAGAGAACCCACACAGGAGAGAAGCCCUAUGAAUGUGUACAGUGUGGAAAAGGUUUCACUCAGAGCUCCAACCUCAUCACACAUCAAAGAGUUCAUACGGGAGAGAAGCCUUAUGAAUGUACCGAAUGUGAGAAGAGUUUCAGCCGGAGCUCAGCUCUUAUUAAACAUAAGAGAGUUCACACUGACUAGGUCCUGUAAUUACAAGAAAUGAUUCAUUUGAAGGUACAAUUUUAUUUGAUAUCAAAGAGCUCUCUCAAGACUGAGCUUCUUUUACCAUACUGAAUUUCUUUGUGGGCCAUGGUUUAAAACAUCAAAGAAGAUAAGCCAUUUGCAGUUCUGACCCACAACUCUGGGAAUGUUAUCCCCUCCUCGAAAGUAGUGAUUUUUAUUCAGUUGAUAUUAAUGAAGUACUUCAUCAAAAUCAGCCCCACAAAUAACUGGGAAUCUGAAGACCAGGGGAUAAAUGCUGGUAAAUACUCAGGCCUGGAAAUGGAGUAAAUCUUUAAAACUUAUUUCUCUCAUCCUUGGCCCAAAGAACUAUGCUAGGGGAAAUGUUGGACUGUAAUAGGGUGGUCACAGCUGCUUCGGAAAAAGACAACCAGAGACUGCCUGAAUUGCCACACCUAUUCACUCUCCAUAGUAGUUGGGCACACACAUCUUCCCCUUCAAAAGGCUUUUUCCUUGAGCUGCUCAUGCAUUUAUAUCUUUCCAUCUUUCUGAGAGCAGGAUUCUGCACAAUGAAGGCAAUGAUCAAAACUUUUUUUCCUCAUUGUUUCUAAUUUAACUUUAUUAAAGCUUGCAUCUUUGCAAAAGCUAACUGAAGAUACAGCUUGAAGGGAAAAAUGAGACACAGGUUUGGGGACCAAGGACUUAUCAGUGGUAGUGACUUUAGCAAGAGAUGCCCACUGUUGUUACUGCCAUUAAUCAAAAUGUAUUCAUUUUCUUUGGGGAUCAUUGUAGGGAAAAUAUCUUCAAGGAAAGCUAGGACCAUACUGAUGGUGGAGUGUAAGAAGCAAGUGGGAUUGACCACUUCAGGGAAGGAAACACAGAAUUCCUCUGCAAGAAACACCACCGGUCCUUUCUGUGUUCUUCCCCCUCUACCCUUUAAGAUCAAUUCUCUGUAUACUGCUAAAUGUAGAAUUUGAUAAGGGCCACAUCCCAGUGUUUAUCUUGGCUUGCAUAAGGGCAUGCGUAAUGUACAGUAAAACGUGUAUUCCUGUAAUUUUUCAGUAGCAGAAACUGAAUUCACACAGAAUUAGCAUGUUCUUGGGUGAUGUUGAUCAUGUGACAGAACUACAGACAACUCCAAUGUGAGAAAUGUCCUUUUGUUUUCAUUUUUUUCUAAGGAAAAUAUUUAAACCCUAGUGCUGUAGUGUGCACUCUCCUGUAAGAUCUUUGUACAGAACUAAGCACUUGUUUAUGUGUAUCAGUCAAUUAUGGGAGAUAAUGACUGGACAGAGAGGGUGAUUGUCCUGUUCUCAGACUGAAUUGUCUUCUCUUUGGGCUAGUCACAAGGAAUUAAUAAACCUAGAUAGGAAUGUAUUUCCAUCCUCUCAGUCUACAGAUACAUGUGGUUAAAAUGAGAGUUGACCCAAUUUAAGCCUGUUAGUGUCAGUUCUCCUUAUCCCAGCCCACCAUAGGAAUUAAGAAAUACCCCAGAUGUUGAUGCUUACCCAGGCAUUUGGGGGUGGCAGUGUGAGGGGACUAGAGUAAGGAAUAUAUAUUUUUGAGCGUGCCCCCAAGUUCUUUCUACUGUGCUUUAUUGUGAGUGUUGUAACAUUUGAAAAAUACUUCUGCCAUAGCUCUUUGGGACUUGGUGUGUUAAAGGAGCCAGUGGUUUCUCGGGUAAUCUACUAAAAUGAGUCAUUAGGACCCACAGCUGUGUGGGACUGCAUCCUUUGCAGCGACACAGCCUUGAAAGUAACAAAAUGAAACACCACUCAGUCAAGGAGGUCUCUUUAUUAUGUUGCCACUCCUAUUGAAAUACAAACUUGGGCAGGGAGCAUGUUUGGUGUUCUAUACAAAAUCUAGCCGACUGUGGGUAUUCAUAUUUUAAUUGUUGAAUGACUUAACAUGUUCUUGAUGACUAAACUCGAAUAUGUCUUUUCCUGUAUCAGUGUUGCUAAUGGUUUUAAUGAAUAUCAGAGUUCUCCUGUUGUUUCUGUGGGCCACAAUGGGCAUCAGCUUUGGAGUGGCCACAGAAGACAGCAUCCUCACGACCCAAGUGUGUAUCACUCCUUUUUUCUUCCCUACCCUCCUGCCCCACCCCAACCUGUUCCUGCUGCUGCCUUUGGCUUCUUAGAGGUGAAUGGCUCAAGAAGAGGCUUCUAAGUGCCCCAGCCAUCUCUCCACAUGCAUACACUCCAGCUGGGAAGUUAAAAGGGCAAGGGCCAGACCAGCUGUUGCCUCUCUUUUUCCUAAUUGCUGCCCAUCUGCUGUGUUGAGCUUUGUGUAGAACCUAUGCAUCAGACUCUCCUUGCUAACGCUUUUUGCAUGUCUUCUGCUCCCAGGUCUCUGGCUGCUUCUGCACAUACCCUGGACACUUUGUGCCUGUUUUCUAUGGUUGUGGAGAGUGAGUGAACAAUAAGUGUGUAGAGCAGUUUUUUGUAUGGUAUUGGUCACAGUUAUGCUAGUGUCUAUCUACAUCUGUAGUCUAACAAUAUUCUGUAAUUAAAAGUAUAAUUUUU